This is a messenger RNA of Indicator indicator, 2322 nucleotides long. It is a transcript of the gene SLC16A4, whose product is annotated as solute carrier family 16 member 4. Gene Ontology annotation, molecular function: monocarboxylic acid transmembrane transporter activity. Gene Ontology annotation, biological process: monocarboxylic acid transport; transmembrane transport. The record is from RefSeq and is a predicted model, not a curated record. Bases 1 to 2322 code for a protein of 773 amino acids. The transcript has 12 exons. NCBI's taxonomy places the organism in Eukaryota, Metazoa, Chordata, Aves, Piciformes, Indicatoridae.
AUGCAGCAGCAAGGGGGGGAAAGGAAGGAAGAAGAGCUGGAGGCUCCAGCAGCCAGGAAGAGCCCAGGAGGGUGGGCAUGGGGAGUGGUCCUUCACUUCUUCCUGGUCAAUGUCCUUGUGAUUGGGAUGCUGAAGACCUUUGGGAUUUUCUUUGUGGCUUUCCAAGAGGAGGUGGGAGGCUCCUCUGAGCAGCUCAGCUGGAUUGGCUCCAUCAUGUCCUCCCUGCGCUUCCUCGGAGCCCCCCUGGUGGCCGUGGUCUGCAGGAGGCUGGGCGAGAGGCUGACCUCCAUCCUCGGGGCUGGCCUGGUGGCAGGGGGCUGCCUGCUCAGCACACAGGCCACCAGUGUCCCCUUCCUCUGUGUCUCCAUGGGACUCCUGCUGGGGAUGGGGUUUGCCUGCCUGUACCAGGCGGCGGCGGUGGUGACAGCGCAGCGCUGCCGCUCGCGGCUGGCCCUCUCCAACGCCAUCGCCCGCGCCGGGAUGGGGCUGACCUUCCUGCUGGCUCCCUUCACCCAGCUGCUCAUCCACCUCUACGGCUGGCAAGGCACCCUCCUGAUUUUUGGAGGCAUCAUGUUAAACCUGGUGCCUUCCAGCAUGCUGCUGAGACCUGCCAGCACCCAGCCACCUCCACCCUCCUCUGUUGGGCACCCAGACCAGGAGGCUUCAGUGGCAAAGAAGGAUCCAGAAAGCCUUGAUGGAUGCUUAGAUGAAACCUCUGACAGGGAAACACAACUUCACAGUGCAGUGGACCUUCCCUCCACGGAGGGGCUGAUGAUGUCCCAUGGCAGAGAUGUCCCUGCUGCAGUUGCAAGCUCACCAGACAGAGCCACCAAGGCCAAGAGAAGCUACAAAUGCCUUCCACCAGCUGAAAAGGACAAUUCAGAGCCUCUCCUCGACUUCUCCCCACUGAAGGAUCCUAUCUUUGCCAUCUUCACCUGGUCUUUUCUCUUCAGCCACUUGGCCUACUUCGUGCCCACCUUCCACCUGGUGCCACGGGCCAGGACGCUGGGCAUCAGCAGCAUGGAUGCCUCCUACCUCGUUUCAGUGGCUGGCAUCACAGAGACACUCAGCCAGCUGCUCUCAGGCUGGAUUGCUGACCAGAACUGGACCAAGAAGUAUCACUACCAUGUGGCUUACCUUGUCCUCAGUGGCAUCACCAACCUGCUGUGUCCUCUGGCCACCACCUUCCCCUUGCUCAUGACCUACAUGGUGGCCUUUGCUGUGUUCUGUGGUGGGUUCAUGGCUCUGGUCCUCCCUGUGCUGGUGGACCUGGUGGGGGUGCAAAAGCUCCACAGCUACUUGGGGUUUGCUGCCUUCUUUGCUGGGCUGGCAGCCAUCAGUGGACCUCCUCUAGCAGGGUGGCUCUAUGACUACACCCAGACAUAUGCCUGCUCCUUCCUCUUUGCUGGAGCCUGUGCCCUCCUCUCACCUCUUUCUUUCUUCUUGGAGCCUUCAGCCCAAAAAUGGAAGCUAAAAAAACAAACAAACAAAAGCAAACCUCUUAACAAGCAUGAGAAACCAACAAGGAGGGGUUCUGAAGCCAACGAUGCAGCAGUGUCAGCCUCCUCUCGCCGCUGGCUCGCCGUCGGGUCGACUGCGCCCCCGAAGUCGCUUCUCAACCGCAGCAAACAACCGGAGUCGGCCUCCUGCUUUCCACACACCCCCAAAGUGAGGAGGGACAGCAGCAGCUCCUCUGUCAAGGUGAGGAGGGACAGCAGCAACUCCUCUGUCAAGGUGAGGAGGGACAGCAGCAGCUCCUCUGUCAAGGUGAGGGGGGACAGCAGCAACUCCUCCGUCAAGGUGAGGAGGGACAGCAGCAACUCCUCUGUCAAGGUGAGGGGGGACGGCAGCAACUCCUCUGUCAAGGUGAGGAGGGACAGCAGCAACUCCUCUGUCAAGGUGAGGGGGGACGGCAGCAACUCCUCUGUCAAGGUGAGGAGGGACAGCAGCAACUCCUCUGUCAAGGUGAGGAGGGACAGCAGCAACUCUGUCAAGGUGAGGGGGGACAGCAGCAACUCCUCUGUCAAGGUGAGGAGGGACAGCAGCAACUCUGUCAAGGUGAGGAGGGACAGCAGCAACUCUGUCAAGGUGAGGGGGGACAGCAGCAACUCCUCUGUCAAGGUGAGGAGGGACAGCAGCAACUCCUCUGUCAAGGUGAGGAGGGACAGCAGCAACUCCUCUGUCAAGGUGAGGAGGGAAAGCAGCAGCUCCUCUGUCAAGGAAGAAGAACAGCUGGACUCUGCCAUCACAUUCACACUGAAGGACAACCACCCAGAAACGCUGGGAUUUGACCCUCAAAAAACAUUUAAGAGCAUUAAAUGA